AUGAAUAUGAAAAACCAUUUGAAACCAUUGCUGAUUAGGGCCAAAGUGGAAGGUGUAACUAUCAACAAAGUCCCGGUCGAUUAUGGCGCCACUGUCAACAUCAUGCCGCACCAUAUUCUGAGGAAGAUUGGCAAGUAUGAUACUGACAUCAGAUCCAACAAUGUGGUCUUGUCUGACUACGGGGGAAAAACGAAAAGCACCAUGGGUGUGAUUAUGGUGAACAUCACGGUGGGUUCAAUAACUAGACCGACACUAUUUAUGGUGAUAGACGCCAAGCCAAGUUACAACUUGUUAUUUGGAAGAGAAUGGCUCCAUGGUAUCGGAGCCGUACCAUCUUCAGCACAUCAAAGAUUGGUGAUUUCGAGAGAAGAUGGAGUGGUCGAAAAUAUCGAAGCUGACCAAGGAUACUUCAUGGAUGAAGUAAAUAAUGUCGACAAGAAGGAAUUCGAGAGAAAGCUGGCUAACAUUUCUCCUUGUUUUCCAGCUGAGGAUGUAUAUGCUAAUUUGAGUGAGGCUUUCGUUUCUCUAACUUAA
Molecule: messenger RNA, 534 nt
Organism: Lathyrus oleraceus (garden pea)
Lineage: Eukaryota; Viridiplantae; Streptophyta; Magnoliopsida; Fabales; Fabaceae
Exons: 1
Coding region: 1-534 (177 amino acids)
Source: RefSeq, a predicted model, not a curated record